UCAGGCCAUUAUUUUUUUUUAUCGAAAAUCUUCGCAGCUGAUGAGGUCUCGAAAGAAGUUUUCCCGCAAAGAAGUAGCCUACUGCAACGGCAGGGAGAACGGCUCCAAAUUUUAGCCUCGAAAAAUCACACCCAAGGAAUCUGGCUGUGCCUUCAGCCCACGAUGGUUCAUCCGAGAUGAGACAUCCGUUUGUGAAUUCAUAACUUAAAUAAAAAAAAAAAGAGAGAGAGAGAGAGACUGUUAAGCCACUGCCUAUACGACUUCAGCCUAAGCCAUGGCCCUCAGCCCUGCCCUCCUCUUCCUCCUGUCCGCGAUCAGCUGUGGCUCGAGCGAGGACUCCGACUCCGACCCCGACUCCCACCCUCCGCCCCCGCGGGGCUGCGGCUCGUCGGUGGAGGCCCCGUACCAGGUGCUGUGCGACCUGGAGUCGGUGUGGGGCGUGGUGCUGGAGGCGGUGGCGUGUGGCGGGGCGCUGACGGCGCUGGUGCUGGCGCUGGUGCUGCUGACGCGGCUGCGCUACGUGCCCGAGCCCGAGCGCCGCAGCGGCGUGGCCCCCCUCCUGCUGCUGCUGGCCGGCACCGCGGGCCUCUUCGGCCUCUCCUUCGCCUUCCUGGUGGGGCGCGGCGAGGGCCUGUGCGUGGUGCGGCGCGCCCUCUGGGGGCCGCUCUUCGCCCUGUGCUUCUCCUGCCUGCUGGCGCAGGCGCUGCGGCUGAGGAGGCUGGCGGCGGGGCGGCGCAGCCCGUCGGGGGGGUCGCUGGCCGGCCUGGCGGCGGCGCUGAGCCUGGUGCAGGGCGUGAUCGCCGGCGAGUGGCUGCUGCUGACGGUGGUGCGCGAGGGCCACGCCGCCUGCGACUACCUGCCCGUCGACUUCACGCUGGCCUGCAGCUACGCGCUGGGGCUGCUGCUGAUGGCCGCCGGCCUGUCCCUGGGCGUGGUGCUGUGUGGAGGCGGCCGCUCGGAGACGCUGCGGCGCAGGUGGAGGUGCAACGGCGUCUGGCUCUUCCUGUCCUGCCUGGCCUCGCUCAUCCUCUGGGCGGCCUGGCUCGGCUUCUAUCUCUACAACGACCUGGUGGCCACGUCGGCGCUGCACCACGGGCGACCCGACUGGGACGAGCCCGCGCUGGCCGUCGCCCUGGUGACGGAAGGGUGGGCGCUGCUGCUGUUCCACGCCAUCCCAGAGGCUCACCUGUGUCUGCGGCAGGAGCCUCAGUUCAGCAUGGCGUCGCCGGAAUUCUACGACACGACCAACCAGUCGUCCUCCCAGCUGCAGGACCAAGGCUACGAGGAGGACGAGGGACCCCCAGCACAAAGACCUCCAUUUGCAGACAACCAGGCCUUCACCAUAGAGGAACACAGUGCAGCUCUUCGGUCCGGUGCAUACCAUAAUGGCCUGGCAGGGCCUCGCCAGGGCCUGCCGUUCCGCAGUCAUGUGUACCAGCCCACAGAAAUGGCAUUACUGAUGAACAGUGGAACAAUGCCUACUGCGCCUCCAAACUUCACUGGAAGGCAGCUAUGGUGAGAGGAGAGUGAAUGGGCAGGAGAAUAACGCCAGAUGCUCAGGAUUCUACUUUUCAGAAGGACAAUCGUUUUCAAAAGGACAUUUAAGUAAUGUUACUUCAGUGAUGUAAUGAAAUGGUUUUCUCUUUUUUAUGGGAAAUUUCUUGUCAUAUUUAUUUGAAUCUUAAAAUAUUGUACUAAGCAGCUACAUUUUUUUUCUGUGACAGCAAUUCCACAUUCCUUAUUGUAGAUGUGUAAAAGUGUUGUUUUUUAAUGCUUUGUGAUUUUAAUGUAUUGCACAGAUUUUGAAACUUUCCUAUGAGGGAUGUUGUGACUUGCACUUUAUGAUGAGACUGAACAACCCCAAUCAAC
This is a messenger RNA of Sardina pilchardus (European sardine), 1869 nucleotides long. It is a transcript of the gene gprc5bb, whose product is annotated as G protein-coupled receptor, class C, group 5, member Bb. The coding region runs from base 275 to 1519 and encodes 414 amino acids. Gene Ontology annotation, cellular component: extracellular exosome; intracellular membrane-bounded organelle; signaling receptor complex. Gene Ontology annotation, biological process: G protein-coupled receptor signaling pathway. The transcript is spliced from 4 exons. Lineage: Eukaryota; Metazoa; Chordata; Actinopteri; Clupeiformes; Clupeidae. Gene Ontology annotation, molecular function: protein kinase activator activity; protein kinase binding; G protein-coupled receptor activity. The record is from RefSeq and is a predicted model, not a curated record.